This is a messenger RNA of Trichobilharzia regenti, 1394 nucleotides long. NCBI's taxonomy places the organism in Eukaryota, Metazoa, Platyhelminthes, Trematoda, Strigeidida, Schistosomatidae. The record is from the annotation of a GenBank genome assembly.
GGCGUAUAUAUCUGAAGUUAGAAAUCAAUUCAACUUUUAACAGUGUUACAUCAACAAUAUGUGCAUUCUAACGUGACGAACUCACUUUCUAUUGUACCUUUAUCUACAGCUGCCUUUUUUAUUUUCAACAUACCUAAAGAUGGCAGUUCUAGAUACAUCUAGCGAAAGUGAGAUAUUUUACACUCAGAGACAACAAAAAUUGUCUGGUAGAAAUUUAUCUUGGUUCUUAAUAGACUUAGUGUUAAUGAUAUUGACGACAACGGUGAUCGUCAUUGUGUUCUCUGCUCUGUCAUACUUUUCCGAGUUCUUGAGGAAAUAUUAUGUGGCUUAUAUUACAUCAUCACUUGGCCUCUUUCUAAUACUUCUACUGGUAUUCGUGGGAAAGAUUCGAUCUCAAUCAGUCGCUGUUCGUUUACUGCUUGGAAUUACGACUGUACUCUGGUCUGUCAGCUUGGCUGCUAUGUUUGGCUCAAUAUACCUGAAAAAAGGAAUGAUAUCUCUUGUUGUGACAAUCAUGUUGACAACUAUAAUAGUCGUGUUGGCUUUGAAACUACCACCUAUAAAUGAAAGGGGUUUCAUCGUUUUCCUUUCAAUAUCAAUGACCCUCGCAGUUAUAGCGAUUGUCUUGAAAUUUUGUGAUAAGUUCAUCGGAAAUUGUGUUAUCUCCAUUCUAGAUGAGGUUUUUACCGGAUUGUUCUUAAUCUUUGUUAUGUUUAUUUGUCUCAGUGGACGAAAAUUGAUAAUUUGGUGGUUUGCAUCUAUUAACACUGAAUUCAUCCUAGCCUUCGUUGUUUGGUUUCUAAUCAUAAGUCUCUUCGCAGAAACGUACAUGACCUUGAAUUCAUGCAACAGCAAAACUAAUCAGCGUCAUACAGGAGACGAUGAUUUGUACAGUUUUAUCCAGAUUUAAUCAAGGCCACUUUACUGUGUCGGAUUUAUUCUAUUGCUGAUUUGAGAUUUUUGGUUCUCCUUGACAAAAUACUGACGUUGAUUUGGUUUUGUAUUAUAAAGUCUACUUGUGGUUUUAGUUUACUAGACCUCAUUGGUAUUCUGAAAAAAACUGUACUUGGUUGAACAAUGAACACAUGGACACAACUGAAAUUGUCAACAACAAAUCAGUAUCCAUUUAUGAUUGUUUUGUUAGCAUCAUUUUUCAUAUCGGAAUGUGUGCCAAAAAUCUUGAUAUGCUGCAGUCUAUCUUUUGAAAUGCAUUCGAAAUUUCAAAGUCAUGUUUAUUAUUUCUGAACAGAAUAACUAUCCUGUGGAUCUUUUGAUGACGCAACGUUGUGUUAUGAGUAUGAAAAUAUUUUUUUUCAUUUUUUUACAGUGAUAACUAACACACAAUUUAUUUUCCUGGGUUUACUGGAGUUGAGUGUAUCCACUUUGUCAAAAAA